Messenger RNA from Sebastes umbrosus (honeycomb rockfish), 7344 nucleotides. Its product is annotated as transient receptor potential cation channel subfamily M member 1. Gene Ontology annotation, cellular component: membrane. Lineage: Eukaryota; Metazoa; Chordata; Actinopteri; Perciformes; Sebastidae. Gene Ontology annotation, molecular function: calcium channel activity. Gene Ontology annotation, biological process: calcium ion transport into cytosol; protein tetramerization. The record is from RefSeq and is a predicted model, not a curated record. Bases 2040 to 7094 code for a protein of 1684 amino acids. The transcript has 27 exons.
AGUCCAACAUGGCGGAGGCGUAGCCUUGCUUCUGGGCGCUGUGAUGUUGCAAUGGAGCAAACAAUUGACUUUCACUUCUUUGCAACAGGCUAUACGUUUUUUGACAAAACACCGGUCUUGAACCUCAAACCGCAGUCUCCCGCUUGAAAGUCGUGUGUUUGUUUGACCCAUACACCUCCCCACCCACCAUAAAUGGUCUUUCUCACUUUAUAUACUAAGUAACUAGCUCUGAAGUUAGAUUUCCAUCAUUAUACAACACAUAACAAACGUAAGAUGAUAACCGUCACUACUAAACUCUGCAUGCAGGCGUGUAAUAUUCAUGUCUAGGCGACACAAAAUGAAACACUGACACGCUUUCUUCCGGUGGACAGGCGUGUCUAUUAUACAGUUUGCUGUGAGACUUGGCUGAUAUAUGAUAUUGUGGAUUACGGUGAUUUUUCUAACCUUAAAGCUUAAGGGGAAAUAAAAGGGAAAAGCAGAUGUUAAGGGGUUUUGUCUGAUCAUCUUAUUUACUGUAAAGCAAAUAUAGCUUGAAAAGGCUGUUAUCAUGCUUCCUGAUGCUGUGUAGUUUCCACUAUAUGUUUCCAUGAUAAAUAUCAAUAUUGGGAAAUAUUGGUGUCCCUGUAAUUUAGAGGUCAGUUUGGGGAUCAAAUUCAAACAUAUUACUCAUGUUUGCCCUUAAAACCAUUCCACUUAGUAUCCAGUAGGGGGAGUUGCUGCAUAUCUAAUUUGUCUGUCUGUGGACUAAAACUUGAAUCUUUUUCCAUCUGAAGCUCCGAUACUUUCUAUUUGAUUUGAAGAAAAAGCGAAAUCUACAUAAACCUUAAUACACUUUGUUCCUUUCAUGUAUCCUGUAACAGAUCUACUGCGAGGUAGCAGAUAGUUUAGAUUCUCAGAUUUAGAAGUUGAGGCACUUAAACAUCAUUUUCUGUUCAGCUAAACGUUCAUAAUGUCAUAAUGACAUUACAUAACAGGUUUCAGUUGGUCUGAAAGUGAUAAAAGUAAUGCAACUCGUUAAUGUUUCAUCAUAUUCCAAGCUCUGUUAAUGAAUAGCAGAAUAUGUGCUCUCAUUCGUCAGGGUAGGCCAAAUACAAUGUGGCAUUAAGCCUUAAUAGUUUUAUUUUGCAUCAGUAUUGUUGGUGUUAUAUAAGAGGUCAAACUCUUAACAAUACUUAACAUCAAGCUGCUCCAAAUCUGUGCUGUGAGACUACUUUAUGUGGAAGGGAACUACAUUUAAAAGGUUGCCAUUAAAUUAAAAGGAGAUUAAAUCCACCAUGCAUUAUAUUCUAAUAGUAACACAACUAUAAAAACAUGGGACAAUAAGGCAUUUUGUGUUGAUAAUAAAGAUAUAUCUGAUGGAACAGGUAGAAGGUGUGCAGUCUGAAAUAAUUGGAGAUAAUAUUCCUGGUGUGUUUCUCCCAGAGAUCUGUCUUCUUGUAGAUUGAAAUGACUGUGUGUUAAUUCUGGCAACUGUAUGUGUGCAUACCUGUGUGUGUGCACCCUGAUGGGACACUCCUGUCCUCCCCAUCAGACGCACUGAGCCUCAUCUGGUGGGACAACCUUUGGCUUCCUGCCGGCUAACUUUAGCCUCACAGCUUGCAUGGUCUCUCUAAGCCUGUUUUGGGGUUGUGGUGUGCCAAAGUAGAUUUACCUUCAAUAACCAUUUAUUAAAUCUCUAUCCAUUAGACUCUGAGGCUUCGUAAGAGCCGGCUGCAUUAAGCCUGAUUAUGGGAUGCCCCGGCAGAGGAAAAGGGUCUAUGUGUCAAGUGUGUCAUCGAGUGAUUUAUAUCCCUGGCUGGGAUCUCUGUCUUUGUCAGUUGGGAGUAAAGCUGCAGAGAGGAGAGAGAGAGAAGCGCUGAAACCUUUAAUGAUGGGGUUUUUUUAAGUGUGAAUCCAGAGGUUGCUGUCAUGCCUUGGUUCUGUAGCGGGUAUCUGGGGUUUCUGUCUGUUUCUGACGUUGAUGCUGAACCCUGACCUUUCGCCAGUCUCGAAGGAUCCCUUUCUGAGUCAGUUUGACUUGAAUUCUUCAAGUCUUCAACAUGGACGCCAAGGGCCAGAGUACCAACUUUAAACGGGGCUCCCUCAAACGCACCGUGUCUGGCUCGCAGAAGGCACAAAAAGUUUGGAUUGAGAGGACCUUUAAUAAAAGAGAAUGUAUUCACAAAUUUCCCACCAAGGACCCGACCAGAUGUGCCUGUGGUCAGCUGAUGGUGCAGCACCCGGCCAUCCCGGCUGGUGCCAACUCACUAGAGGAGGCGAACCAGCUGGUGCAGAUCGACACCCCAAAGGAUAAAUGGAGUCAGAUCAAGCACACCAGGACCUACCCGACAGACGCCUUUGGCUUAAUCGAGUUCCAGGGUGGAGGGUUCAUCAACAAGGCCAUGUAUAUACGAGUCUCCUAUGACACCAAACCUGACAACCUCCUGCACUUGAUGGUGAAGGACUGGCAGCUGGAGCUGCCCACCCUGCUCAUCUCCGUACACGGAGGCCUCCAGAACUUCGACCUCCAGCCCAAACUCAAGCAAGUGUUUGGCAAAGGCCUGAUCAAAGCCGCCGUCACCACCGGAGCUUGGAUCUUCACGGGUGGCGUCAACACGGGGGUGAUCCGUCAUGUUGGAGACGCCUUAAAGGACCACUCCUCCAAGUCACGAGGGAAAGUGUGCGCUAUAGGGAUCGCUCCAUGGGGGAUCCUGGAAAACAAAGAGGAUCUCAUCGGAAAAGAUGUAAACAAACCCUAUCAGACGAUGGCGAACCCAUUGAGCAAGCUUGCCACGCUCAACAACAGCCACUCCCACUUCAUCUUGACUGACAACGGCACCUGUGGGAAGUACGGCUCAGAGGUCAAACUCCGCCGGCUGCUUGAGAAGCACAUCUCCCUGCAGAAGAUCAACACACGUUUGGGUCAGGGGGUUCCUCUAGUGUGUCUGAUAGUGGAGGGAGGUCCCAAUGUGAUCUCCAUCGCACUGGAGAGCCUGAGAGACGAGCCUCCCAUCCCCGUGGUGGUGUGCGACGGCAGCGGCCGCGCUUCCGACAUCAUUUCCUUCGCACACAAGUUCUCAGAGGACGGAGGCCUGGUUAAUGAUGACGUCAGAGAGCAACUUUUGGUGACUAUUCAAAAGACUUUCAACUAUAGCAAAAGCCAGUCGCAGCAAAUCCUGCUCAUGGUUAUGGAGUGCAUGAAGAAAAGGGAACUGAUCACAGUUUUUCGAAUGGGUUCAGAGGGACAACAAGAUAUUGAAAUGGCCAUUCUUACCGCCUUGUUAAAAGGCACGAACGCUGCAGCAGCUGACCAGCUUAGUUUGGCUCUGGCCUGGAACAGAGUGGACAUUGCUCGCAAUCACAUCUUUGUUUACGGACACAAUUUACCACCUGCCGGUGCCAUGGCCACCGCUACGACUGCUGUAGUCCCGGCCCAGGAGAAACAGAAGAGUCCCGCCAGUGCUCCUCGAAACAAAGCCCGGGGGAAGAAGGGAAAGGGGAAGGGAAAGGCAAAGCCUGAACCACCAGAGGAAACAGACCCUAGGAAGUUGGAGUUGAUUCGUUGGGUGAACUCUCUGGAGCAGGCUAUGAUGGACGCUUUGGUGCUGGACAGAGUGGACUUUGUCAAACUGCUCCUCGAGAACGGGGUCAACAUUCACCACUUCCUCACCAUUCCCAGACUGGAGGAGUUGUACAACACGAAACUUGGCCCUGCUAAUUCACUGAAUGCUGUGGUUAGGGACGUCAAAAAGGGUAACCUUCCUCCAGAUUAUCAGAUCACUUUGAUUGAUAUUGGUCUGGUGCUGGAGUGCUUCAUGGGUGGAGCUUACAGGAGCAAUUACACCAGGAAAGCUUUCCGCCACCUCUACAAUAAUUUGUACGGACUAAAAAGGCCAAAGGCGCUGAAGCUUCUAGGAAUGGAGGAUGAUGAACCGAGGGGCAAGGGCAAGAAAAAGCAGAAAAAGAAGAAAGAGGAAGAGGUGGAGAUUGAUGUGGACGACCCCGAGGUCUGUCGAUUCAAGUUCCCCUUCCAUGAGCUGAUGCUGUGGGCGGUGCUGAUGAAGCGCCAGAAGAUGGCGCUGUUUCUCUGGCAGCGUGGAGAAGAAGCUAUGGCGAAAGCGCUGGUGGCCUGUAAACUGUACAAAGCCAUGGCCCACGAGUGCUCCGAGAGUGAACUGGUGGAUGACAUCUCCCAAGACCUGGAGAACAACUCCAAGGAAUUUGGCCAGCUUGCCUACGAGCUGUUGGACCAGUCCUACAAGCACGACGAACAGGUGGCCAUGAAACUCUUAACAUACGAGCUGGUCAACUGGAGCAACUCCACCUGUCUGAAGCUGGCUGUGGCUGCUAAACAACGGGACUUCAUCGCCCACACCUGCAGCCAGAUGUUGCUCACCGACAUGUGGAUGGGCUGCUUAAGGAUCGGCAAAAAUCCCGGCCUCAAGGUUAUUCUGGGGAUCUUCUUUCCUCCUCUGAUUCUACUGUUGGAUUUCCGUCUUGGAGAUGAUGCAUCCUAUCAAGCACCUGAAAGCCAAGAAAAGGGAAAAGACAAGGAUGACGACGCAAAAUCCAGCAAGGAUCCUAAUAACGAUGCAACCUCCCGAAAGGGGGAUGAAGAGGAGGGCAACACUAAUGUCCGCAAAAUCCCCAUUGCCAAAAGGUUCUUUGAGUUUUAUAACGCGCCAUUCACCAAAUUCUGGUUCAACACUAUUUGCUAUCUGGGCUAUUUGAUGUUGUACAACUACAUAAUCCUGGUGAAAAUGGAGCGAUGGCCGUCUUUACAAGAGUGGACUGUCAUUGCAUACAUCCUCACACUUGGCUCUGAGAAAAUCAGACAGAUUCUGAUGUCAGAGCCGGGGAAGCUGAGGCAGAAGAUAAGUGUGUGGCUGGAGGAGUACUGGAACAUCACAGACUUGGCUGCUAUCUGCACCUUCCUCUUUGGGUUAAUGCUGCGGCUGCAGCACGAACCGUACAUGGGCAUCGGCAGAGUCAUCUACUGCAUAGACAUCAUCUUCUGGUACAUCCGUGUAUUGGACAUCUUUGGCGUCAACAAGUACCUGGGACCAUAUGUGAUGAUGAUAGGGAAGAUGAUGAUAGAUAUGAUGUACUUUGUGGUGAUCAUGCUGGUGGUGCUCAUGAGCUUCGGUGUGGCUCGACAGGCCAUCCUUCACCCCGACGAGGAGCCAACAUGGCGCCUGGCCAGAAACAUUUUCUACAUGCCCUACUGGAUGAUCUACGGAGAGGUUUUUGCGGACUCGAUAGACCGUAAGACUAGAAUUCAUAUCUAUGCGAUGGAAAUCAACCCUCCAUGUGGUGAACAUCUAUAUGAUGAAGACGGGAAGAAACUGCCUCCAUGUAUCCCUGGCGCCUGGCUCACACCUGCCAUUAUGGCCUGUUACCUACUCGUGGCAAACAUCCUCCUGGUCAACUUGCUCAUUGCGGUGUUCAACAACACUUUCUUAGAAGUGAAGUCCAUUUCCAACCAGGUGUGGAAGUUCCAGAGAUAUCAGCUGAUCUUGACGUUUCACGACCGUCCCAUCCUGCCGCCGCCGCUCAUCAUCUUCAGCCACCUCUACAUCCUCUUCAACCGGCUGUUUCGGCGGUGUGCCAGGAAGAGACAAGAGGGAGAGCUGGAUGAGAAGGACCGCGGACUCAAGCUUAGGCUGAAUCCAGAGGAGCUCAAAAGUCUGUUCGAGUUUGAAGAACAGUGUGUGGAGGAAUAUUUCCGUGAGAAAGAGGACGAGCAGCAGUCCUCCAGUGAUGAACGCAUCAAGGUUACCUCAGAAAGAGUUGAGAAUAUGUCUAUGCGUCUGGAGGAGGUGAAUGAGAGGGAGAACACUAUGAAGGCCUCCCUGCAGACGGUGGAUCUGCGCCUGGCACAGCUGGAGGAGAUCCACGGACGAAUGGCGGUCGCCCUGGAAAAGCUCGCAGGCGUGGACAGGCUGGAAUUGACCAGAACCUAUUCACGAAACUCCUCAGUGGGCGACCCCUCCUCCCUACUUCGUCAGGGCAGCAUUAACAGCGCUGACGGUUACAGUCUUUACCGCUUCCACAUGGAUAUGGAGGAGUAUGCAGGGAAGCAGUCAGAUGAGACAACUAAAACUAGCGUAGAAAGACAGAGAAGUCUGCGGCAGGCGUCCAACAUUUCUACUCUCAACCCAAAGGAAGGUGGUCAGACCUUAGAGGUUGGCGGCUUGGACAGGUCACGACCAAGUUCAUGUGUGGACAUUCUCAUAUCUCCGUGUGAACAAAAGCCUAUUUCUGCAGCAUCAAGUGAAGAGACCAUAAAACACGGCAGCACAGUGCUGCUAGAUAGACUAAAGCCUUCUUCUCCACCAAAAAGGUCUAAAUCCUUGAAACACUAUCCAGUCGAAAACCAACCCACUUCUCCUUUGACAAAGAAGAGGACUAUGAGCACCAUCAUUGUCAGCCCUCCUGAUGAACCAGAGGAAGGAGAAGAACCCACAACGAGGGCCCAACUUCCGUCGGGAAACUCCUCUUCCCCAAAGAGGACUAAAUCAUUGAGAUAUAUUCCUACCGAAACCCACAACCAGAUUUCCCCAAUCACUAAGAAGAGAGCCAUGAGCGGCAUCAUCUACCAGCCAGCCGAAGCAGGUGAUGAUGUACAAACUGCAGACUACAAGUCAGUAGUAGAGCAGGUCACUAAAACACCCAAUCAGUGGCCAGCGAACUUGGAGUACCAGGUGCUCCCCAGCACUGUUGGUCACAUCCCUAAAGUGUCAACAGUCAGGGCUCUCGCCCAGCAGUUUCAAGCCGGCACUGCACCAGAACAGGGGAAUCAGACGGAUCAUAUUCCUUUAGAAAGUAAGGGAGCUCCUCCAGCAGCAGAACCCGCACCAGUCCAAACAAAGAUGAAGGCCAAGAGAAUCCUCUCAGACACGACAGACUAUCUGACUGUAGCCGAUGCCAAGUAUCCGUCUCACAGAUCGCAUAGCUUUAACUCCAGCGAGAGGAAAGCAAAGGUGGUUAGCAAGGAGCCGAGAGCCUCCAGCAGCGAGAGGGACCUCGUUGACGCCUGCAAGGAAGCAGGGGAAGAUGUGGGGAAGAAGACGGAGGCAGAGGAGAAAGAAGAUGAUGGACGGGAAAAGAAAUAAGCGAGGGGAGAUAAAACAGAAUGAGGAAAAAAUGUAUAUACAAGGAAGAGGAACUGAAUGCUACCAGCGAAGCAGAGAACUGACUGAGUUUAUGAUUUUUAAGAUUUCACAAUAAUGAUAAAAAUAGAAAGACAGUUAUGAAAAAUCAUUACCAAACUCUUAACAUUUUCAACCAUGCAGUUAAUGUCAGUUGGCAGUAGUGAAUAUCAACACAACUCUCUCUUUAAAGAUCCACUUUCUUUACUUUCUU